Molecule: messenger RNA, 1412 nt
Organism: Hordeum vulgare subsp. vulgare (domesticated barley)
Lineage: Eukaryota; Viridiplantae; Streptophyta; Magnoliopsida; Poales; Poaceae
Product: caffeoylshikimate esterase-like
Exons: 9
Coding region: 122-1249 (375 amino acids)
Cellular component (GO): membrane
Molecular function (GO): lipase activity
Source: RefSeq, a predicted model, not a curated record
CGGCACGAGUCAAGCGUGGGCCUCAUCCCGCUCGACGGCCGCCGGUGAAGUGGAGAUCCGUCCAUCUGAGCUCCUGCAGUCGCCGCGCCCCGAACUCCACACCGCGAGCUGAACCCCCACCAUGCCACACGUGAACGCCAAGGUGUCGGCGGUGGCUGCGACGGGGAUGGCGGCCGUGCCCGCGGCCGCGGCGCCGCCGCCGCCGCCGCCGAGGAGGUGGGAGGGGGUCGACCCGGCGCUGGAGCGGAUGGUGCUGCGCGCGUGCCUGGACCAGGCCCCCGAGCGCCGCCGCGUGCGCGAGGCCUUCAAGGACGUGCAGCUCAGCAUCGACCACUGCCUCUUCAAGGCACAAUACAGUGACAUUGGAACAAAAGAGUCAUAUGAGCGGAACUCCAGAGGUGUGGAGAUAUUCUCAAAAUGUUGGUUUCCGGAAAACCAUCGUAUGAAAGCAAUUGUUUGUCUAUGCCAUGGUUAUGGAGACACUUGUACAUUUUUCCUUGAUGGGAUUGCUAGGAAGAUUGCUUCAGCCGGAUAUGGAGUAUUUGCAUUGGACUACCCUGGUUUUGGUCUUUCCGAAGGACUUCAUGGAUACAUUCCAAGUUUUGAUACGCUUGUUGACGAUGUAGCCGAACAUUUUGCUAAGAUCAAAGGUAAUCCUGAAUACAGAGAACUUCCAAGCUUUCUGUUUGGCCAAUCUAUGGGUGGAGCAGUUGCAUUGAAGAUUCACUUUAAGCAACCAAAAGAAUGGAAUGGUGCAAUUCUAGUUGCACCUAUGUGCAAGAUUUCAGAUGACGUGGUCCCAGCUUGGCCUGUUCAGCAAGUUCUGAUUUUCUUGGCUAAACUCCUUCCAAAAGAGAAGCUUGUUCCAAAUAAGGACUUAGCAGAAUUGGCAUUCAAAGAGAAAGAAAAACAAGAGCAGUGCUCUUACAAUGUGAUUGCCUACAAGGAUAAACCACGUCUUCGAACAGCUUUGGAGAUGUUGAGGACCACACAAGAGAUAGAAAGUCGCCUAGACGAAGUUUCCCUGCCCAUAAUCAUUCUGCAUGGCGAUGCUGAUUUGGUCACCGAUCCAGGCGUGAGCAAAGACCUCUAUGAAAAAGCGAAGACAUCGGACAAGAUGCUGUGCCUUUACAAAGACGCAUACCAUGCCAUCUUGGAAGGUGAACCGGACGAGGGGAUCUUCAAAGUUCUCGACGACAUAAUCUCUUGGCUGGAUCAGCAUUCCGCAAAGGAAAUACCGUCGUCGUGAGCUGCACAGAUACCUUUUUUGUCAUUUGUCGAGCCAGUUCAUGGCUGGGAAUUCCAUUUUGGGAUUUACGCUUGAUACAUAUACUUAUGUCCUGCUGAUUGUGAAUAUGUAUAGCAUUCAUCAUCUUUGGUGUGAUGCGCAAAAGGCCGUGCUUGGUUCGUCA